Molecule: messenger RNA, 1535 nt
Organism: Lates calcarifer (barramundi perch)
Lineage: Eukaryota; Metazoa; Chordata; Actinopteri; Centropomidae
Gene: capgb
Product: capping protein (actin filament), gelsolin-like b
Biological process (GO): actin polymerization or depolymerization; barbed-end actin filament capping; actin filament severing
Cellular component (GO): cytoplasm; actin cytoskeleton
Molecular function (GO): phosphatidylinositol-4,5-bisphosphate binding; actin filament binding
Source: RefSeq, a predicted model, not a curated record
UCAGGGGGCUGGGCUAAGGCUGCCACAGACAGAGGCAGGAAAUAUCUUACGUGAGAGAGAGAGAGAGAGAGAAUUUGAGUUUAGGGACGUGUUUGUCUUUGCAUGACUGGUUUUGUCUCCACUCUCUGCUCAGACGUGUCGUGUUCCGCCGCUAACUCACUUUGCAAGUAUGCUCCCAUUCCAGCCAGCACCAGGUCAGUUCAGUCCAGAGGUCCGGGAGCCGGGCCUCCGAGUGUGGAGGGUGGAAAAGAUGAAGGCGGUGCUGCUGGAUCCCUCCGAGGUGGGGGCCUUUUAUAACGGGGACUCCUAUCUGGUGCUGGAGAACCGCGGGCAGCUGGGGGCCGACCUCCACAUGUGGAUAGGUGAGAAGUCGUCUCGGGACGAGCAGGUGGCGUGCGCCAUGCUGGCCACCCAGCUGGACAACUUCCUGGGUGGUGACCCCGUUCAGCACAGGCAGGUCCAGGGCUACGAGUCCCAGGAGUUCAUGACACUCUUCCCCCGAGGGGUCAGCUACAAGGAGGGUGGUGUGGAGUCAGGGCUUCAGGAGGCUCAGGGCUCAGGGACGGUGCACAGACUGUACCAGAUCAAAGGGAAACGCAACAUCCGUGCCAAGGAGGUGGAGCUGUCCUGGAGCAGCUUCAACAAGGGAGACUGCUUCAUCCUCGACCUUGGAGAGACGAUUGUGUCGUGGAUCGGAUCUCAAGCCAACAUCUUCGAGAAGCAGAAAGUGCGUGAGAUCGCCUCGCUGAUUCGUGACACGGACAGACACGGAAAAGCCCGAAUCAUGGACUCCAACGAAGGGGAAGAGCCUGAAGAGAUGCUCAAGGUCCUGGGAGCGAUGCCAGCGCUGGCAGAGAGCACGCCAGAGGAGGACAGCAAAGCAGACGCUUCCAACUCUGCCUCACUCUACAAGGUGUCGGAUGCGACAGGUUCCAUGACUAUGACCAAAGUGUCGGAGAAGAGCCUGUUCGCUAAGGAGCUGCUGGUUCGUGAUGACUGCUUCAUCCUGGACAACGGCGCCAACGGAAAGAUCUUCGUCUGGAAAGGUAACGGAGCCAAUGCUGAGGAGAAGAGAGUGGCCUUACAGAUGGCAGAUAACUUCAUUGAACAGAUGAAGUACCCCAGGAUGAAAACACAGGUGGAGAUUCUGCCACAGGGGAAAGAGACCAUCAUCUUCAAACAAUUCUUCAAGAACUGGAACUAAACAUCUCAUGGGAACAUUUGCACUGGAGAAGAAGCUGUAUAUCUGAAAACAGACAGCAUCUCAUACAAGAUAUAUUUCAUUUUUUUAUAUGCAUUUAAUGUAUGUACAUAUUUGUAAGGUAACAUGCUGACCAAGUGUACCGUAGCUUGUUUUGGACUUUGGACUAGAAUCAGAGAUGUGAUGCCACUUUUUUAAAAGUUUCUUCUGCUAACAGAAUAGAGAAAUGAAGAGAUAUAAAAAGAACCUAAAGUAAAUUAGUUAGAUUUUUUUUUUACAUUUGUUCUUGUGUUACAUAUUAAAAAAAUAAACCUGAAACUGCUUGGUACGUGUA